CUGGACCUUUGUUCCCUAGUUAUACUAGGGUAUUCAGACGAUGGUGAUGAUCCAAAUGCUGACUCCUGCAUUGACCCAGUGCUCCGUGAUGACAUACAAAAUGCGUUGAACAAGGUUACUGACCAUUCAUGCAAGGGUAUCGUGAAAGCUCUACUUUUCAACCUCAAUCGACCUGGUUGGGCUGUAAACUGCGUAGAUUUUGGUGCAGCUAGCCUUGACGGCAUCGUACAGGAUAUGAACUUCUGCGCUUACAUCGGAGUUGUUUCGCCGUAUUUGUACGAUAUUCGCAUGGGAAAGAUUGAUAUGUCGUAAAA
This is a messenger RNA of Strongylus vulgaris, 314 nucleotides long. Lineage: Eukaryota; Metazoa; Nematoda; Chromadorea; Rhabditida; Strongylidae. The record is from the annotation of a GenBank genome assembly.